Molecule: messenger RNA, 888 nt
Organism: Penicillium cosmopolitanum
Lineage: Eukaryota; Fungi; Ascomycota; Eurotiomycetes; Eurotiales; Aspergillaceae
Product: SDR family NAD(P)-dependent oxidoreductase
Exons: 1
Coding region: 1-888 (295 amino acids)
Cellular component (GO): membrane
Source: RefSeq, a predicted model, not a curated record
AUGGACGAAGCCAAGGAGAACGUCAAUUUGCACUCGUUAUGCGGUCGAAAGGUUUUGGUAACUGGAGCUGGAAGGGGUAUAGGGCGUGCAGUCGCAAUCGAAUUCGCACGCGCGGGUUGUAAUAUCGCCUGUGUCUCCCGGACUCAAGAGGAGAUUGAUGAUGUUGUCUCCUACGUAAGAUCGACUACCUCUGCUAAGGCCAAGGCAUUCCCCUUCGAUAUAACUCGAAUUUCCGAGAUUCCAAGAUUGAUCGAACAAGUCGAGCAGUGGAUGGGAGGUCCCAUUGAAAUUCUCAUUAACAAUGGUGGAAUUGCCCGGAUUGAAGCUUUGGAAUGUCAAAUCGAUAUGGACCACUGGCAAAAGGUCAUGACGACGAACCUUACAGCACCAGUCGCCUUGAUCAAUCAAGUCUUGCCCAAUAUGCUGACGCGUCAGUACGGCACAAUAAUAAGCAUUGGCAGCCGAAAUGCAAUAUACAAUAUCCCAUUCACGAGUUCAUACUCUGUAUCAAAAACUGGGCUUCUACGGUUUCAUCAUAUAUUGGAAGCAGAGACCCUGGGACAAGGGAUAUGCAAUUAUUACGUUCAGCCUGGAAAUAUCGAUACCAAAAUACUUGAUGUGUCAAAUGCGAUAGAUGCCAAUGCAAUGAAUCAUGAUGGUGUCAUUCGGGCAAUCAAUAUUCUUCGCGGAUGCCCUAGGAAUCCAGUGGAACGUGUAGCAGAAGCCUGUGCAAAACUUGCUUGUGGGGGCCAUACUGUCCUGAGUGGAAGCUAUGUGGACCUUGACCAGGACACAUGGGGACAAAUCAAGAGCGACAACGGCUCUGUAUCUCCCAUUGCUGAGGGUGGAGGCUUGGCUCUCGAAGCCUCCAACCUGCCUUUUAAAUAG